Messenger RNA from Suillus paluster, 2892 nucleotides. RefSeq lists its product as uncharacterized. NCBI's taxonomy places the organism in Eukaryota, Fungi, Basidiomycota, Agaricomycetes, Boletales, Suillaceae. The coding region runs from base 1 to 2892 and encodes 963 amino acids. The transcript is spliced from 15 exons. The record is from RefSeq and is a predicted model, not a curated record.
AUGCAGACGAACCACGAUGACGACCGUCCCAGUGGCAGGAACUCCACUGAUCAGACUUUGGUCAGCGACGUCCCUUCCUUUGUGAAUGGCAAAAUAUCAGCAGUAAAGAUAUCUGAUAUCGCUCUGCGCAACCUUCCAACAAUUGGGAUUAACCCAUUGGACGACCGAUUCUCCGUACAUAUUAUCGUUGGUGGUCAGCUUCAGAGGACAAGUACCGCAGGGUGGUUGACCUCAUCCUGGCGCCAAAAGUAUCGCUUCAAUAUAAUCGAGUCGCCCACGAUCGUCUUCGAUGUUUUCGCACACGACUUACUACACAAACCCAAGAGAAUUGGCACGUUUGAAGACACAUUCGAAGCAUUGUUGAGGUGUCCAAGCCCCAUUGGUCGGACUAUCAAGCCGUAUGGAACCCAAGAUCACAAAGUGUGGAUUGAGUUCAAGAUUACGCCAUCUUCUAGUUUCGAAUGGCUGCGAAUUUGCAAUGUUGAUUUGCAAGGUUUGCCCAGAAUCAGCCGUAUCCAUACCGACGCUUUCUUUGUUCAAUUCGUUGUGGAUGACACUACCCUAGAAACUAGCCCCAAAAAAUCCAAACAAGGGCACUACAGGUGGACAAACAACUAUCAACUGCCGUACAACAAUGCAUCACAAGCUUCGCUAGAAAUCAUUGCAAAACGUUACUUGCAUUCUGACGAAGCAAUCGCUGCGUUGCGUUGCCCACUAAAGCAAUGGCUUUCUGCUCCUGGUGGCGUUGUUCGCCAAACGCUUAGGUGCCCAAAGGGUGCAGACAUUCAUGUAGAAUUCAACAUUUCUCAAGUGUCAGGAGUUCCUACCGCAUAUAACUAUCGCGAGGAGGACCUUAGCCAUACAGCGGAUGAGCAAAAUGUCCUGGACAUCACGCUGAACAAGCGGAUCGAUGCAUUGGAUAUUUCUGCUGUCAUCCUGGACCUGGACCGUGUUCCUAGAUUCGGGAAGUUGUCUUGUGACGAUCGAUUCUUCCUUGAACUCUCUGUGGAAGAUAAAGGAGAGUCUCAAACGAUCAAGUCAGAAGGGCACCAAGAAAAUAGGUCUUUUACUUGGGACACAGUGUUCACUUUGGGAGUCUCUCAGACCUCUAGAUUCAUGUUUCGGGUAUUCGGUUACGACGGAAAAGAUAGGAAAGAGAUAGUCAUCGGCAAAACCAUUUUUGGAAGCCUCGAUGAGCUUCUUCAGCCCAAGGGCGUUGUACGACGACAACUCACAUCAUCUGCCACCUUUUUGGGCACGGAUGCACCGACUUUAUCAUUUAGAGCUGCACGGCCUGGUGUCACGUUGGCAGGAUCUCAGCUUGCAAGUCCCGUCAGGCAGGAAUUUUCUGCGGCAGCCAAUCGUGUCGCGGAUCUAAUUCGUCAGGGGAACAUUAAAGAACACCACAGUAUCAUCCACGAUGCUAUAACCCAGGCUGUCGGUAGCGUUCAUGGUGAUGUAUAUCUUUCGCCUCUUCUGGCAAAGAUCGGCGUCUUCGUUACAGUAGCGGAAAGAUUAAGUAGUAUUCAUCCUUAUGCGAAGAUGGCAUUCACGAUACUUACCAGUGCUUAUGAGGUCAUAAGAUCGCGAGCCAACUGCGACCGCGGCAUCCGUCGAGUCCUACAUGCGAUGCGAGAAACAUACGACCUUAUUACAUCCGUAGAUGCACUUCUGCGCCUGCAGGAGCGAGAGCAGAUCCUCCAUGACAUCGCCCAGCAAACAGUAAAUUGCGCAUACUUCAUCCGCGACUACGUCGACAACCGAAGCAAGCUGGUGCAAGCGAUUACGAAUUCGAUACUGAACGCUGAAACCGAAAUAAAACAACACGAGGACGCAUUCAAAGACUUAAUGCACAAAUUUCACCUACAAUUAUCGAUUAAUACGCACGUCACCGUUUCCAAAGUACACGAGGAACUUCAUGAUCACGCCGCAAAGGCAAUUCUUCGAGAUAUGGCCUACGCAAAUGACGCCAGAUGUAUAACAGCAUGUUCCGCUACCGCAACAUCUUGUGCGACUACGCCUCCCCCAGCUGAUGUCAUAGCAUCAAUACAGAGCUGGGUAAACGGCGAGAGUAAAGAUUCGGAGAGAAUUUGCGUUGUUUACGGUCCAGAAAAGCCGUGCAGGGCCAUUGCACAGCUUGUUGGAGAGCAUUUCCGCCUCGCCUCGAGACUUGGCUCUUCAUAUUGCUUCCGAAAUCCGAGAACUUCUGAAAAUCGGACGUACGCAAACUUGUUCUCGACGAUCGCCCGCGACUUGGCAGAUCACCAUGUCCAGUUUAAGGAAAACCUCCAGCUCGCCGUGGCUGACAAUACAAGCCUACGGAAGACACAGGAUGUGAAAACCCAAUUUGAGGGAUUCGUCCUCGCUCCCUCUAGAGAUGUCGUCUUGACCGGACCGCUCUUGGUAAUCAUUGAUGGCCUGGAACUAGGAGGAAAUGAAGCGUCAAGGAAGGAUGUAUUGGCUGUCCUUGCAGGAAAAGGCUCCAAUCUUCCCAGAAACCUCCGAUUUCUGAUCACUUGCCGCCCGGAGGAGGAUAUAUGCAAGGCCUUUCGCCGCUUACCGCAUAUCGUACGCCGGCAACUAGGAGAAACUAGCUUUACUGCUAAACAGGAAGAAUCAAAUCGUUUCGGCGCGGAAAAUCAUGUAUUGCCCAAUACUUUAUCUCCAUCGCCCCCCUCCCUCGCCCCCGCCUCUUCCCCACCACCCAACCUUGAAGAUCGGCAAGAAUCCACGUCGUCCCGCUCAUCGUCGGAGAGCUCUACCUCGGGACUUACGUCCUUUACUCAUGACAGAGCUGCUUCACCCAUUACCAGUGUUGAAAGUGCGGGAUUUGAUGAAGAAGAUGCACUCAGCAAAGUAUGUCCGCGCCUGAGUGCAACGUCCGCUAUGUGA